Messenger RNA from Leopardus geoffroyi (Geoffroy's cat), 1415 nucleotides. It is a transcript of the gene NXNL1, whose product is annotated as nucleoredoxin like 1. The record is from RefSeq and is a predicted model, not a curated record. Gene Ontology annotation, cellular component: mitochondrion. The transcript is spliced from 2 exons. NCBI's taxonomy places the organism in Eukaryota, Metazoa, Chordata, Mammalia, Carnivora, Felidae. Gene Ontology annotation, biological process: photoreceptor cell maintenance. Bases 426 to 1082 code for a protein of 218 amino acids.
GUCUCUCUCUCUCUCUCUCUCAAAAAUAAAAAAUAAAGCAUUAACAAAAAAAAAAGAAAUCACAAUACUUUGUAGAGCCAUCAUGAAUCUGGAUUACUGAAUGCAUUCAGUUCACGAAGAAGCACAUAUAUUUUUAUGUCACAACGUAGUAAAAUAUUUUCACACCCCUAUGUCAGUAUGACCGUUUUCCUUUCCAAUCCUGUGCCUUAAUGGAUUGGGUUUCUAGCUGUCUCCAGAGAAGGAGCCCACAGGGGCCUGUCUCUGCCCUUGGAGGCAGCACAGAAUCAGGUCACGGUGUAGGCAGAUUAGUGAGGUCCUGAACUGGCCUCCUUAAAGAUACCUAAUCCUGGACCAGAAGCCAGCCAGCAGGCCCAGGGCCACAUAGAGUCCCUCCACCCUGUCCCCAGCUCCCGGCCGGGGCUGCCAUGGCCUCCCUGUUCUCUGGCCGCGUCCUGAUUCGCAACAACAGCGACCAGGACGAGCUGGACACGGAGGCUGAGCUCAGCCGCAGGCUGGAGAACCGGCUGGUGCUGCUGUUCUUUGGCGCUGGGUCAUGCCCACAGUGCCAGGCCUUCGCACCCAUCCUCAGGGACUUCUUCGUGCGGCUCACAGACGAGUUCUACGUGCUGCGGGCAGCCCAGCUGGCCCUGGUGUACGUGUCCCAGGACCCCACAGAGGAGGAGCAGGAUCUGUUCCUCAGGGACAUGCCGAAAAAGUGGCUCUUCCUGCCCUUCGAGGAUGACCUGAGGAGGGAUCUCGGGCGCCAGUUCUCCGUGGAGCGCCUGCCGGCUGUCGUGGUGCUCAAGCCUGGAGGGGACGUGCUCACCCGCGACGCAACUGACGAGAUCCGGCGCCUGGGCCCCGCCUGCUUCGCCAACUGGCAGGAGGCGGCGGAGGUGCUGGACCGCAACUUCCUGCAGCCCGAGGACCUGGACGACCCCGCGCCCCGGAGCCUCACCGAGCCGCUGCGCCGCUGCAAGUACCGCGUGGACCCGGCGGCUCGGGGCAAACGCGGCCCCAGGAGAGGGAGCGACCCCGAGGGGGAGGGCGGGGCGGAGGGCGGGGACGGGGGGCUGUUCUGAGACCCCCCCGCGCAGAGCACACGCCUGAACGUCCCAAAGAGUGCCCUCCCAGACCCUACAGGGACACAGCAGUGGCCACUUGAGGCAGACAUCCAGCUGUCCCCGAAACAGCGGACCCACCCCCAGCGCGGGGGCGGGGGGGGGGGGGGGCGGCGCUCAGACCUCCGGGAAACAGCAGGGCUUCAGAAGAUUCAAAGUGCUGCCUGGGGGGAAACAAGAAGACAGGCCACCCAUUCAAAAAUAAGCAAAGGGCAUGAACAGGCAGUUUUUUCUCCAAAGAAGAUACACAAAUGACCAACCAAGCGCAUGAAAAGAUGCUCCACAUCAUUAGCC